Molecule: messenger RNA, 2356 nt
Organism: Physeter macrocephalus (sperm whale)
Lineage: Eukaryota; Metazoa; Chordata; Mammalia; Artiodactyla; Physeteridae
Gene: TSKS
Product: testis specific serine kinase substrate
Exons: 11
Coding region: 641-2356 (571 amino acids)
Cellular component (GO): centriole
Molecular function (GO): protein kinase binding
Source: RefSeq, a predicted model, not a curated record
UUAGAUUCUUUAAUAGGUAGAACUGACACACAAUAAAAGGCUCAAAUCCCAGGUGCACAAAUCGACAAGCUUUGACAAAUGUCCACAUGGCCAUCACCCAGUUUUGAUUCCCUUUAUAUCACGUUCGGACAUCUGGUAUUUUUGGUGUGUUUCUAUUGCCUGCCUGUCCCCUUCCAACCCCCCACAGAAUGUAAGAUCCUCCAGCGCUGGUAUUCAAUCCUCAUCGUCCCCCAGAUCCUGGGAAAGUGACAACUCCAAGGUAUUACAUGAUGAAACGAGUCUGAAUGGGGGGGCUGGGUGACACCACAGUGAGGUUCAGGGAAAGGUAAUUUGGACCCCUCCCAAGAACCAGUGGGUCCGCCCACUGUAAGUUCUGGACUAGAGUGAAUUUCACUGUAUUUCUGAAGGGGAGGGACAGAUCAGGGUAGAACUAGAAUCCUGAGCAGAGUUCACUGAGCCCCCCGGGGGGACGUGCCGAGUCACGUUUCCCCACCCCUGCGCCCCCCCCCCUUACUGGGGCCCGGUGGUUGGGUCCUUUAUGAGGCAGGCUUGUGCGGACAGGCACCCUGAGGGUCAGUGGUCAGUGUAGGUGGAGAGCCUCAGAGGAAGGAGGCCCUGGGAGCCAGGCCCUCCACAAGCCAUGGCGAGCGUGGUGGUGAAGACGAUCUGGCAGUCCAAAGAGAUCCAUGAGGCCGGGGACCCCCCCGCGGGGGUCGAGAGUCGCUCCCAGCUGGUCCCCGAGGCUCCUGGGGGUGUGACCAGCCCAGUCAAAGGGAUCGCGAAGAAAAAGAAGGCCGUGUCCUUCCACGGGGUGGAGCCUCGGAUGUCCUAUGAGCCAAUGCACUGGUGCCUGAACCUCAAACGGUCCUCAGCCUGCACCAAUGUGUCCCUGCUCAACCUGGCCACCAUGGAGCCCCCCGACUCCUCAGGGACAGACUCAACCGUGGAAGACAGCAGCCUGCUGGCAUUGCCCGUGCCCAUCCCACCCUGGGCUCCAGAUGACCCAGAUAUCACGGAAAUACUGAGUUGGGUUAACAGUGGAUUGGUCCACGCCAAAGAUUCCAUCACCAGCUUGAAGGAAAAGACCACCCGGGUUAACCAGCACGUGCAGACGCUGCAGAGUGAGUGUUCUGUGCUGAGUGAGAAUCUAGAGAGAAGGCGGCAAGAGGCGGAAGAACUAGAAGGGUACUGUAGUCAACUCAAGGAGAACUGCCGGAAGGUGACCCAGUCGGUGGAAGAUGCUGAAAUAAAAACCAACGUCCUGAAGCAGAACUCUGCCCUGCUGGAGGAGAAGCUGCGCUACCUCCAGAUGCAGGAUGAGACGCCCAGGAGGCAGGAGGCUGAGCUGCAGGAGCUGGGGCAGAAGCUGGAGGCUGGCCUCUCCCGCCACGGCCUGGGCCUCGCCACCCAGCCCCCAGGCUGCUCCAGCCCGCCAGGGAGCCCCGACGAACCCCCGCGACGGCGAGGCCUGGCCCCAGGAGGCUGGGGAAUGGGGCCCCGGGCAGGGGAGGGCCCCAUCGUGAGCGAGCAGGAGUUGCAGAAGGUCUCUGCCUCCCUUGAGGAGCUGAGGAGGGAGGUGUCCUCACUGACCGCCCGGUGGCAUCAGGAGGAGGGGGCCGUGCAGGAGGCCCUACGGCUGCUCGGGGGCCUAGGCGGCAGGCUCGACGGCUUCCUGGGCCAGUGGGAGCGGGCGCAGCGCGAGCAGGCUCAGGCCGCGCGGGGCCUGCAAGAGCUGCGUGGCCGGACCGACGAGCUGUGCACCAUGGUGGAGCGGUCAGCAGUGUCUGUGGCUUCACUGAGGAGUGAACUGGAGGCGCUGGGCCCAGUGAAACCGAUUCUGGAGGAGCUUGGGAGGCAAUUUCAGAGCUUUCGUAGAGGGUCUGACCUCUCUAUGAACCUGGAUCGGGCCCCCCAAGGCUCCUGUGCCCGCUGUGCCAGCCAGGGACAGCAGUUGUCCACGGAGUCCUUGCAGCAGCUGCUGGAGCGAGCGCUGACCCCGCUAGUGGACGAGGUGAAGCAGAGGGGCCUGGCUCCUGCCUGCCCCAGCUGCCAGAGGCUACACAAGAAGAUUCUGGAGCUGGAGCGCCAGGUCUUGGCCAAACAUAUCAGGGCAGAGGCCCUGAGCUCCACCCUUCGGCUGGCCCAAGAUGAAGCCUUGCGGGCCAAGAACCUGCUGCUGACGGACAAGAUGAAGCCGGAGGAGAAGGUGGCCGCUCUGGACUACCUACACUUGAAGAUGUGCUCCCUCCACGAUCAGCUCAGCAACCUGCCACUUGAGGGGUCCACGGGGACAAUGGGGGGAGAAAGUGGUGGGGGAACUCCCCCAAAACGUGGGGGCCCGACCCCUGAGCAAUAA